AAAAAAAAAAAAAAAAAAAAAUAUUUUUCUGUGUUUCAUUUAAUUGAUUGAUUAAUUAUAAUCAAUAUAUAAGGCGUUUUUUCUUCCAACUUCAUAUAACUAUAUAUCACCGGCAUUUUUUUUCGCAUUCUUCCAUCAUCACCAUCAUUAUCAUCAUAAUAACUUAGAAGAAAUAUUGGUUGCCGGCUUAUGACAAAAACAACGUGGUAUCGAUCAUACCAUUCAUAUUUUUCGAUACUAUUGUUUUAAACUAAUUUUUAACUAAUUAAAUCAAGGAAAUUUUUUUCAAUCAUUAGAGUCAUUUUUGACAAUUUGUUAAUUUAAUAAAUACAAGCGUCAUAAUAGAAUAGAAUAGAUUUUAUCGGUUUUUUGUUCGAAUUCAACAAAAACUUUACGAACAAUGACUAUUCUUCAGAUUCUUGAGAAAGCCAUCUCUCAAGACCAAAAUGAAAUUCGACAAGCUUAUGAUUUGUUGGAACAAUUUUGUCGCUCAAAUUUGCCCGAAUAUCUCAAAUCAUUAUCAGAAGUUUUGGUCAAUAAAAAAAUCAAUGGCUAUGUUCGUAUGUUGGCCGGUCUUCAACUCAAAAAUCAGCUAACAUCAAAAGAUGAAACAGAAAGAACACGUCUACAGCAACAAUGGUUAUCGUUACCAAAAGAAUGUCGUGAUCAGAUUAAAAUUAAUGUCAUCAAUAGUCUUGGCACCGAAACUGGUCGUCCAUCAGCAUCAUCACAAUGUGUUGCAUACAUAGCCGCCAUUGAAUUGAUGCACAAUUUUUGGCCAGAUUUGAUCAAAUUAUUAACAGAUAAUGCAACUAGACCAGAUGUUGAUGAACAAAAAAAAGUUGCUACAUUGGAAGCAAUCGGUUAUAUUCGUCAAGAGGUUAAUCCUUCAUUAUUAGUGGGACAAUCGAAUGAAAUGUUGACGGCUAUUGUAAAUAAUAUGCGUAAAGAUGAACCAUCCAAUGCCGUUAAAUUGACCGCCACAACUGCUUUGUUGAAUUCGUUGGAUUAUAUUAAAGCAAAUUUUGAUACAGAAAAUGAAAGACAUUAUAUAAUGCAAGUGGUUUGUGAAGCAACACAAUGUCAGGAUCCCAAUGUUCAGGUGGCCGCAUUACAAUGUUUGGUGAAAAUAAUGUCAUUAUUCUAUCAACAUAUGGAACACUAUAUGCGUGUGGCAUUGUUUCCAAUCACAAUGCAAGCAAUUAAAAGUUCACAUCCCAAUAUUUGCUUACAAGGUAUCGAAUUUUGGUCGAAUGUAUGCGAAGAAGAGAUUGAAUUACAAUAUGAAGCAAUUGAUGCCCAAGAACAAGGUCGUCCACCACAACGCACAUCCAAAUUUUAUGCAAAAGGUGCACUACAAUUUCUGCUUCCAUUUAUAUUUAAAUUAUUAACACAACAAGAAGAAGAUUCAGAUGAAGAUGAAUGGAAUCCAUGUAAAGCAGCAUCAGUCUGUUUAGCAUUGUUAGCUAAUUGUACUGGCGAUGAUAUUCCACAGUUUGUAUUGCCUUUUAUUGUAUCAAAUAUCGGCAGUCCUGAUUGGCAUCAUCGUGAAGCAGCCAUGAUGGCUUUAGGUUCAAUACUGGAAGGCCCAUCACAGAUUCAAUUAAUACCAAUUGUAACGGAAGCAUUACCUACGGUUAUAAAUUUUACUCGAGACGAUUCUGUCUGUGUUCGUGACACUACCAUGUGGGUGCUAUCAGUCAUUUGUCAACAAGUGUCCGAAGUAAUUUUCAAGCCCGAUAUACUAAAAUUAGUUGUGGAUGUCUUGAUCAAAAGUCUUGAAUCUGAACCACGUGUUGCAGUUCAUUCAUGUUUGGCAUUCAAUUCAUUAUCGGAAAGUGCCAAUGAUAUUGCAUGUAAUGCAGAAGGUGUGGAUGAAAAUCCACGAUCAAAUGCAUUGUCUGAAUAUUUUCAAUAUAUCAUAAAUCAUUUACUUCAAUGUACCGAAAGACCGGAUGCUUUGAUGAACAAUCUACGUUCAUCGGCAUACGAAGCCAUAAUGGAAAUGAUUAGAAAUAGUCCACAAAAUUGUUAUGAAAUUGUACGGCAAACAACAAUGAUCAUUUUGGAUCGUCUAAAUCGUUCGUUUGUUUCUUUGGAGAAUACGGGAAACAUGGAUCAAAAUCUAUUGGAAUUACAAUCGUUACUUUGUUCGGCACUACAAUCUGUGUUACGAAAAAUGAUUCCUGAAGAUGGUCCUAAAAUAUCCGAUGCUAUCAUGACUGCAAUGAUCCAUAUUCUUGGAUUUAGUUCAAAAACUGGUAAUGUAAGUGAAGAUGCAUUGCUUGUGGCAGGUACAUUGGCCGAAGUUUUGGAAAAAGGAUUUUUAAAUUAUUUGCCAACUUUUAAAAAUUAUCUAUUCCUCGGUUUGAAAAGCUAUCAGAAUUCUCAGCUUUGCUCGAUUUCCAUUGGUAUCGUUUCGGAUCUAUGUCAUUCGUUAAAAAAUGACAUUGCUCAAUUCUCCGAUGAAUUGAUUGUUGUUUUAACCGAAGUUCUUCAAAGUAAUCUGAUUCCAAAAGUUAAAUCUGAAGUAUUGAAAGUUUUCGGUGACAUUGCUUUGGCGAUUGGAUUUAAAUUCGAAAAAUAUUUGAAUCAUGUCUUACAAACAUUGGUCGAUGCGGUCAACACAAGCGUUCAACAAAUGCCAAAAGCAAAUUCUUGUAAUCAUGUCAAUUAUGAGCUUGUAGAUUAUCUGAACGAUCUUUGGGAUUCCAUUCUACUUGCCUAUACUGGCAUUGUACAAGCAUUAAAAGGCGAUGAAGAACGACCAAAUCCUAAAUGUAUUCAAGUUUUACAGCCACAUAUUCUGCUCAUCAAUCAAUUUUUAAUGACACUUGCAAGUCGAUGGGAAGAAUUACCUGAUAGCAUUAUAUCAUCGGCUGCCGGUUUAAUUGGCGAUUUAGCCAAUGUAUUUGGUGCCGAUAUGUUAACAUUAUGUGAAUUGCCUCAAGUACAGCAAAUGCUUGCUCGUGGUAAACGUUCAAAAUCGAAUAAAGUUCGUAGCACCAUUGCCUUUGCUUUGCGUGAAAUUAAACGUGUCAAAUCACAAUUAACAACUUUACAACAAAGUGGCCAACAAACAUUGAAUCCAACGGAACAGCAAAUGUUUGGAAAUGCUCAGAUUCAACAUAAUACAGCUACCGCUUCCUGAAUGAUGAAAUUAUGACAUUUGAUCGAUCAAUUCCGAAUAAAUAUCUCAAUCCAUAUCCUUAUAUUAAUAAUCAAUCAUACUGCAUGUUGGCAACAAAAUUUAUCUGUCUUUUAACAACAAUGAAACAACAUCAUUGAUGGCAAUAAUGAAAGAAAAAAUCUCAUCAAUCAACAUUGUCAAAAAAAAAAAAAAGUUUGAUUACAACAAUAUGAUACAAGUGAAUUGAUUAUAAAAUCUAUCAAAAUACAUGAAACAUUUACAAAGAAAUUGUUAUAAACAUUUAUACAAAAAUUAAUUAAUACAAUUUAAACAUGCACACACACACACAUAUAUAUACAGGCAUACAUUUGAUGAAUACUGAUGAAACAACAACAACAACAAUAACAGAAAAACAAUGACAUUGAAAUUACAACACCCCCUCCCACAUAAUUAAUUACACCACAUUUAAAUUUUAAUCAUACCUUUGUUAAUUCAUAAACGAUGAAUUAAUAAAGGUAUGUAUAAUUGUGUGAGUGUUAGUGUGAGAGUGAGAGAGAGAGAGAGAGAGAUAAUUAGAAUAUAAAUUGUAUGUGAGAUUUAUCUGUAUGUUUGUGUGCUUGUGUGUGAGUGUGAGUGAGUGUGAUAUAUUACCAUAAAAAAAAAUUUCAAAUAAUGAUAUGAAAGCUGCCAAUUUUUUUUGCAUAUAAAAAAAACAGAAUUCAAAAAAUUCUUUAAUCAUUGUGCCAGAUUGACAGAAUGAGAGUGAUGUGUGUGUGUGUGAGAGAGAGAGA
Molecule: messenger RNA, 3921 nt
Organism: Dermatophagoides farinae (American house dust mite)
Lineage: Eukaryota; Metazoa; Arthropoda; Arachnida; Sarcoptiformes; Pyroglyphidae
Source: RefSeq, a predicted model, not a curated record